AUGUAUCGAAAGACGGGGCAGCACAGCCCCCAACCAACGGAGUGCAACCGUCCUGUAUGUCUGUCGAUUCUUCCGACGACCCCGAAGGGAAAGUCUAACCUCUCCUUGCUCCCGUCUGUUGGAAAAUUCACUCAGAGAGUAGAGAUGGAAGGAUUCAAGAGUUUACUCACUUGCCGUGGACUGGUUCUUUUAGAUCUUGGCUACAAUAAUUUCACCGGCGAGCUUCCAUCGAGCUUUAAGAGCCUUCAGGCACUGAAAGGGUUAUCGCUCUCGGGAACGAGCCUCAAUAAUCUGCCUUCAGCACUCGUGACCCUACAGCACUGCAACAACUUACACACACUAUUCCUCAGUGCAAGUUUUAAGGACGAAGUAAUGCCGGGGAAUAUUGAUCUUCAGUUUGAAAGCCUAAUGGCAUUAUUAAUCUCAAACAGCCACCUAAAAGGUUCGAUUAAAUCGUGGUUAAGUAGUGGCUUCCCAAACUUGCGGGUCCUGGAUCUGUCAGGGAACCGAUUGAGCGGAACAAUUCCUAGCUGGAUAGGUGAGUUUCCUCUCCUCCAUUACUUGGAUCUGUCAAAUAACUCAUUUACUGGGGUUGUGCCUCAAAGCUUAACAGAACUGCGGAGUCUAAGAGAUCUCACUUCUGCGGAUUUUUCGUCUUUUCUCACUAAACUGAGUGAAAGAUCCUUGACAGUGUACUCCCUUCAGGGAAUUUCAGUACCCACGUUGGAUUUGAGCAACAAUGAGCUCACAGGACCGAUUUGGCCUAGUUUCGGGAACCUGACUGAGCUGUCUAUCUUGAGGAUGAGAAACAAUAGCCUCUCGGGAUCUAUUCCCAGGUCUAUCUCGAGGCUGUCACGCUUGUGGGUACUGGAUUUGUCCUACAGCAAUUUAUCUGGCGAUAUACCCGAGUCUUUGAAAGAACUCCAUCUCUUGUCGAUAUUCAAUGUUUCUUAUAACAAACUAUCUGGAAAAGUUCCUCAGGGAGGCCAAUUAGAUACAUUCACAAGUUCAAGUUACUAA
This is a messenger RNA of Punica granatum (pomegranate), 1020 nucleotides long. The record is from RefSeq and is a predicted model, not a curated record. NCBI's taxonomy places the organism in Eukaryota, Viridiplantae, Streptophyta, Magnoliopsida, Myrtales, Lythraceae.